AUGAAGCUUACCCCUUUCCCAUUUCCUCUCAGUAUCGGCACUGAUAUCGUCCAUCUACCACGCAUCUGUCGUCUUAUCCGCCGUCCAGCUGCUAGCAAUGGCAAUAGUGGCGCCAAAGCUACUACGACCACCUCAACCUACCUGGACAGGUUUAUCCGUCGCAUCCUCUGCGAGGAGGAGCUCAAGGACUACUAUGCAAAAUUCUCCGCACUGCAACACCACUCCGCCUCAGGUGCCAAAACAUUGACAACGGUGCCGCCGCGAGGACCCGCGAUGAAUGCAGCUAACAUUACAGAGAUGGCUAGAUGGCUAGCUGGCCGAUUUGCCGCAAAGGAAGCAGCUAGGAAAGCAGCUCCUGGCGGCGCUUCGACGAUAGGUUGGAAAGAUGUUAUGGUUCGCAUUGAUAAGGAGAGGAAUGGUAGUGGAAGCGUGAAGCCGGAAAUUGUAUAUUUGAAGGACGGAGGUUUCUUGCGGCGACAACUCCUACCACUACACAACUUCCUGACGGUUGACAACUGGGUGGUGUACACCUUUUCGUUCUGA
Messenger RNA from Histoplasma mississippiense, 543 nucleotides. RefSeq lists its product with no specific name. Bases 1 to 543 code for a protein of 180 amino acids. The transcript is spliced from 2 exons. The record is from RefSeq and is a predicted model, not a curated record. NCBI's taxonomy places the organism in Eukaryota, Fungi, Ascomycota, Eurotiomycetes, Onygenales, Ajellomycetaceae. Gene Ontology annotation, molecular function: holo-[acyl-carrier-protein] synthase activity; magnesium ion binding.